Messenger RNA from Vombatus ursinus (common wombat), 3462 nucleotides. It is a transcript of the gene NTM, whose product is annotated as neurotrimin. The record is from RefSeq and is a predicted model, not a curated record. Bases 1008 to 2111 code for a protein of 367 amino acids. Gene Ontology annotation, cellular component: neuron projection. The transcript has 10 exons. Lineage: Eukaryota; Metazoa; Chordata; Mammalia; Diprotodontia; Vombatidae.
GUCAGUGAUGGAGUUGCUGUCAUGACAACCCUGGAAGUCUGUGCGUGUGCGAGUCGGAGAUGUUCCUGGGAGAAAGGAGGUGCUGAAACUGGGGGAAGCAGCUGAGUUUGGUCUUGGCUCCGGAGAGGCUCUCCUUUCGGCCGGUUGCAUCUUCUGCAUUUUGCCCUGCCUAAACCCAGGGAGGGAGAUAGAGGGGGCACCGCGGCUUCGUGUGCCCCCGGCGUUCGCUUCUUCUUUCUACCUUCUCUGCUGGUGCCGCGUCUCUGUUGGAGGGUUUGGAUGUAACGGGGCGACUGAAGUGUGUGCAUUUUGGAUUCAAGGAAGUUGAACGGAGGGAUCUGCUGCAGGAUUCCUGGGGUUUGGACGUGCCGUGCCGAAGCUGCGUGAAUGGUGUAUUGCCCUUCGUAUCACGCUCCCCCUGCUGCAGCAACUACAGCUUUAUAUAUAUAUAUAUCUACUUUGUAUCUCUACUAUUGUUACAGCUGUCCCCUUCCUCUCCUGGUGGUGACCUUUUCUCCGAAACUUGAUAGAAAGUGUCGGGAUCGUUCUUUUUGUCCCUUCACCAUCUGAGGAAAUACCGAUCUGCUCUUGGGUGGCUGAAUGAAAUCGUUUUCCCCAUCCCCGGUACCAAAGUGCUUAGUUCUUACCAAAGUGCCAUGUCUGAACUGUUAAUUGGAAGAAUCCUCUCCUGAAAACGUGUCCACACCUUUUGCACCUGCCUUCCUCCUUUCUUUUUUUCUGCCGGCUCCUCCCUUGCUGGAGGAACACCAAGGGAGCUCUCUUCAGAUGUUGUUGUCCGGGAAUUUGGUUCUCUGAUGCUGGAAAGCUGAGACGGGAUUUGGGGGAGGAUUAUUAGACUUGCAGGAGCUCCCCUCCCCGCCCCAAACACACACAGUGCUCCUGGUUCGCUCCGUCCCCUUCCUCUCCCCCCGCCCCGCUUCCUGUGCCCGGCUGGGGGGCGCCUGCGGUGCCGCUGCUCCAGUUGAGGGAAGUUGUGGCUGUCGAGGAUGGGGGUCGGUGGGUACUUGCUGCUGCCCUGGAGGUUCCUCGUGGUCCUGUCUCUCAGGCUGCUGUUCCUUCUGCCCACAGGAGUGCCAGUGCGCAGCGGAGAUGCCACCUUCCCCAAAGCUAUGGACAACGUGACGGUCAGGCAAGGAGAGAGCGCCACUCUCAGGUGCACUGUGGACAACCGAGUCACUCGGGUGGCCUGGCUGAACCGCAGCACGAUCCUCUAUGCUGGGAAUGACAAGUGGUGCCUAGAUCCUCGGGUGGUCCUCCUGACCAACACCAAAACCCAGUACAGCAUUGAGAUCCAGAAUGUGGACAUAUAUGAUGAAGGCCCGUACACCUGCUCUGUGCAGACAGACAACCACCCAAAGACAUCACGAGUCCACCUCAUCGUUCAAGUAUCUCCAAAAAUCAUAGAGAUUUCCUCAGAUAUCUCCAUCAAUGAAGGCAGCAAUAUCAGCCUCACCUGCAUAGCAACAGGUAGACCAGAACCUACAGUUACUUGGAGACAUAUCUCUCCCACUGCUGUUGGCUUCAUGAGUGAAGAUGAAUACCUGGAAAUUCAGGGCAUCACCCGGGCACAGUCUGGAGACUAUGAGUGCAGUGCUUCCAAUGAUGUAGCAGCACCAGUGGUGAGGAGAGUCAAAGUCACCGUGAACUACCCACCCUAUAUUUCCGAGGCUAAGAGCACAGGAGUUGCUGUAGGACAGAAGGGAACGCUGCAGUGUGAAGCAUCUGCUGUCCCUUCAGCAGAAUUCCAGUGGUAUAAGGAUGACAAAAGGCUAGUUGGAGGACAGAAGCGAGUGAAAGUUGAAAACAGACCAUUCCUCUCAAAGCUCAUCUUCUUCAAUGUCUCUGAACAUGACUACGGGAACUACACUUGUGUGGCUUCCAACAACCUGGGUCACACCAAUGCCAGCAUCACAUUGUUUGAAAUUAAUGAGCCCACAAGCUCAGCUUUGUUCCAAGAAGAGAAAACUACAGCCAUGACACCUUGGAAAGCCCCUGGUGCAGUCAGCGAAGUGAACAAUGGGACGUCAAGGAGAGCUGGUUGCAUUUGGCUCUUACCCCUUCUCAUCUUGCACCUGUUGCUUAAAUUUUGAUCCCCAAAUUAUGAGUGCACACCCGGCUUUGGACCCACCUGCACGCUGCAUUGUGUGGCCUCUUUGUUUCCAUGGGGGGCAAAGGGUCAGCUGCUCUUCCUAUUCUGACGUCCCCCAUCCGCCACAGAAGACUUCUGAGCUGGCGGUCCUAAACUCUACUGGUAGAUCCAGAUGUGCAGACCCAGAUGUUCCUUGGAGGACUUCUUCACAGGCAUUACGUGUGAUGAAAAAGAAAAAGAAAAAAUAUCUUCAAAACAACCCACUGACAACAACUAUCCCGCGAAACACAACAACAAGAAAUAUAUUGUUACAUGUUUUUCAUUUUACUACAUGGACAUCAUGGAUAAUAAGGGAUUCUGAUUCAUUAUUAAUUUUAUUAAUUAUAUUUUCUGAUAUGAACCUAGAACUGUUAGUGCAAAAACAAAAGAAAACUUUACAAAAACAUGCAAAAAGAGGUGAAAGAGAAAGUAUGUUUAUUAAACAUUAAAGAUUAAUAGUGUUCUUAACUAGGUUUACGAGUGGUGGAGCAUAGCACCGGGCAUUAGCCAACUGGUGAGGAUUCUGCACGCCCACCAAAAAGUGAUUUAACCAACAUCUCUACCAGCGCUACAGAUUUCUCAUCCUUACUUCAGCGUUUAACGCAUACAGUAACUAUGCUAUUUACAAACUGUUUAGAAAUGGAAAGAGUGAUCUCCAUUGUAUGAUGAGUUUGUCAGCUAUGCUUCUUUUAAUGAUACAUAUAUAUGCGUAUGUGUUACACAUAUAUACGCAUAUAUAUUCACACACUUUUUGUUAGUAGAGUACUAGUCAUUUUCUUUCUCUGCAGGGUCCUUUCUCAGACAUUACUGCAUGCUGUAUAUGGCGUUAGCUGUGUGUUGGUCUUCUAAGACAUGAUAGAGUUUACUGGUAAUUGUGUAAUCAACUCCUGCCUUUUUUAUUUUCUUGGGUUAUUUACAUGUCGGAGACAUUUAUAGAAAGUAAAAAAAAAAAGCAAACAAAUGAAAAAGAAAACUAACCAGAUGCAGCAUCUCUUUCUGGGUAUGGGUCUGUGAGGUGAAAGCCAUCACAGGUGGCAUGCUUCCCAUUACCCCCUAGGGUACUGACAAGAACCAACCGAUGGGACAAAAAGAGAGAGAGAAAGAAAAAAAAGUAACCACUUGCUUUAGCCCUGUGUGGGAAUGAAUCUGUUACACCCUUGUGGCCACUGGAGAAUUUAAACUCUCUUGGUUCAUUUAAUUUAAUUUUUAUUUCCUUUUUUUGUGGAUGAAAUGGAAGAAAAUGACAUUUUUAGGUCACCUUUUUUCUGGGAGCUUGGAAAGCAGAGAGGCCUCUGGGAGGGAUCCUGGAUGUG